This is a messenger RNA of Malania oleifera, 1802 nucleotides long. Its product is annotated as auxin transporter-like protein 3. The record is from RefSeq and is a predicted model, not a curated record. The transcript is spliced from 7 exons. Gene Ontology annotation, cellular component: plasma membrane. Lineage: Eukaryota; Viridiplantae; Streptophyta; Magnoliopsida; Santalales; Ximeniaceae. Bases 169 to 1569 code for a protein of 466 amino acids.
GGAAAGGCAGUUGCUGUGUCUAUUUAUAAAGAACUUCUCGAACUUCCAUAUCUCCAACGCUGUAGCCAACUCAAGUCGGCUACCAUACCACUUCACCACCAAGUUGUCCAUCUACAGCAACCAAAUAUAUAUAUAUAUAUAGAGAGAGAGAGAGAGAGACAGAAAUUAAUGGCUUCAGAGAAGGUAGAGACAGUUGUAGCCGGAAACUACAUGGAGAUGGAGAGAGAAGAAGGCGAUCCCAAUACUGCAAAGAGCAGAGUAUCCAGGUUUUUCUGGCACGGCGGCUCCGUCUAUGAUGCCUGGUUCAGCUGUGCUUCUAACCAGGUUGCACAAGUGCUGCUCACACUGCCUUACUCAUUUUCGCAACUGGGAAUGUUAUCUGGGAUUCUCUUUCAACUGUUCUAUGGGUUGAUGGGCAGCUGGACUGCUUACCUCAUUAGUGUACUUUACGUCGAGUACAGAACUAGAAAAGAGAGGGAGAAGGUCGAUUUUAGGAACCAUAUCAUUCAGUGGUUCGAAGUUCUUGAUGGGCUACUGGGAAAAAACUGGAGGAACGUAGGCCUCUUUUUCAACUGCACUUUCCUUCUUUUCGGAUCCGUGAUCCAGUUAAUUGCCUGUGCAAGUAACAUCUACUACAUAAACGAUAACCUGGACAAGAGGACAUGGACAUACAUCUUUGGGGCAUGCUGCGCUACCACUGUGUUCAUUCCUUCUUUCCACAAUUACAGAAUUUGGUCAUUUUUAGGCCUUCUCUUGACAUCUUACACCGCAUGGUACCUCACCACUGCUUCCCUCCUCCACGGACAGAUUGAGGGAGUGAAGCACUCGGGUCCAACCAGAAUGGUUCUUUACUUUACUGGAGCCACCAACAUUCUUUACACCUUUGGAGGGCAUGCUGUCACUGUGGAGAUAAUGCAUGCGAUGUGGAAGCCACAGAAGUUCAAGGUGAUAUACUUGGUGGCAACGCUGUACGUGCUGACGCUGACGCUUCCGUCGGCGUCCGCGGUAUACUGGGCAUUUGGGGACGCGCUGCUCACCCAUUCCAACGCGCUGUCACUGCUCCCGAGGACUGGGUUCAGGGACGCCGCGGUGAUCUUCAUGCUGAUCCACCAGUUCAUAACCUUUGGCUUUGCGUGCACGCCGUUGUACUUCGUGUGGGAGAAGCUGAUAAGGGUGCACAGGACGAAGAGCUUAAUGAAGCGGGCGGUGGCCAGGCUGCCGGUGGUCAUCCCCAUCUGGUUCCUGGCCAUCGUCUUCCCUUUCUUUGGUCCCAUCAACUCCACCGUUGGCUCCCUGCUUGUUAGCUUCACCGUCUACAUUAUUCCCGCCUUGGCCCACAUGAUUACUUUCGCUUCUCCUUCUGCUCGAGAGAAUGCAGUGGAGAGACCACCAUCGUGGCUGGGGGGUUGGGCUGGAUUGUACUGCAUGAACAUAUUUGUGGUGGGAUGGGUCUUGGUGGUGGGAUUUGGAUUCGGAGGAUGGGCGAGCAUGCUCAACUUCAUUCAGCAAAUUGAUACAUUCGGUCUCUUCACCAAGUGCUAUCAGUGUCCCCCUGCUCACAAGCCUUGACACACCACUUCCAAAUUAAAGGAUCAACUACUACAGUAAUUAUAUAUUAUGAUACAAAUAUAUUUAAGUAAGCGCGUAAAGAGAUUGCCUGCCAUUUAUAAUUUGUAACCUUCAUUUUUCCCCCUUCCUCCUUCUCUCUUGCUCUUUUGCCUAUGCUUUUUUGUAGUUUGCAAGGUGUGUUGUUCCAAUCUUCUAAUUAAGAAAUACAACCCCCUGUUAUUGUUUUUGUGGGA